UACGUACAGCGCCUCAGAGCUUGUGGGCGUCUCGGAGCGGGAGGGGGCGGGGGGAGUGUCUCGCCCGCGCCAGCGACUGCGCCAGGCCGGACUCUGGCGCCAUGGAGGAGUACGCUCGCGAACCUUGCCCAUGGCGAAUUGUGGAUGAUUGCGGUGGAGCUUUCACCAUGGGUGUCAUUGGUGGUGGAGUCUUCCAGGCUAUCAAGGGCUUCCGCAAUGCCCCUGUUGGAAUUCGACACCGGUUCAGAGGUAGUGUCAAUGCUGUGAGGAUCCGAGCACCCCAGAUUGGAGGUAGCUUUGCAGUGUGGGGAGGUCUGUUUUCCACCAUCGACUGUGGCCUGGUCCGGCUACGAGGCAAAGAAGACCCCUGGAACUCCAUCACCAGCGGAGCAUUGACUGGAGCUGUGCUGGCUGCCCGCAGUGGUCCUCUGGCCAUGGUGGGCUCUGCGAUGAUGGGGGGCAUUCUGUUGGCCCUCAUUGAGGGUGUUGGCAUCCUUCUCACCCGCUAUACUGCCCAGCAGUUCCGCAAUGCACCCCCAUUCUUGGAGGACCCCAGCCAGCUAACCCCUAAAGAGGGAUCUCCGGCCCCAGGUUAUCCCAACUACCAGCAGUACCACUGAGGAAGCCGCUGCCUGACCCUGCCACCGUGGGAGCCGUUCCUCAGUUCCCUCCCGGAUGAUCUACCUCCAAGGGAGGACUGGCUCCUACAUAGCCCUGAGAGGCCUUCACAGAGGGCCUCUAGUCUACUCUGGUUUUGUGGUAGGGGUGGGGGCACCCCAGCAGCCUUGUCGUAUGGGUUCCCUUUUUGUGUCUUAGGGCAUCCCAGCUUCACACGUGUAACAAUUCUCUUACCCCAGAGCCCUCAUGUGGCACCCUGAUGAAUGUUUAAAGCCAGUUUUGAAAUGUC
This is a messenger RNA of Mus caroli (Ryukyu mouse), 907 nucleotides long. It is a transcript of the gene Timm17b, whose product is annotated as translocase of inner mitochondrial membrane 17B. The record is from RefSeq and is a predicted model, not a curated record. Gene Ontology annotation, cellular component: TIM23 mitochondrial import inner membrane translocase complex. NCBI's taxonomy places the organism in Eukaryota, Metazoa, Chordata, Mammalia, Rodentia, Muridae. Gene Ontology annotation, biological process: protein import into mitochondrial matrix. Gene Ontology annotation, molecular function: transmembrane protein transporter activity.